Messenger RNA from Acanthocheilonema viteae, 2163 nucleotides. Lineage: Eukaryota; Metazoa; Nematoda; Chromadorea; Rhabditida; Onchocercidae. The record is from the annotation of a GenBank genome assembly.
AUGCAGUAUGCAUCAACUGAUACGAAUACGAUAAAGGACAGUCAAAAUUGGCAGUCGGUGACCAAUUUAUCUGAACUCCAAAUUUCACCCACUAGUGAAAUGUUGUAUGACCAUGAUUUUGAUCUGAAGAAUCUGUCGGAUGAAUUAUCGUCAUCUGAAAAUUCCAAAAGAUCCAAUUCGUCUACGACUACUGGAAGUGCGGUGUAUUUUACCCAGGUCAUGAAAUUGCCGAAAGUCAAUCCUACUGAUGAAGUAGAUGGGCACAUGUCGCAUCAAAAACUCGAAAAGCAACUCGAACUAAAUGAGAUGCAUCUAAAUCUUGAAAGUGAACGUCCUUCUGAUGCCGAGAAUCCUAUUUCUUCGUCUUCAUCUUGCGGGAAAUUUCUAGUCACACUUUCGGAUUCCGCACGUGAGUUGAGUGUCAUAUCAGAACACAGUGAUGCUUAUGUUGAAAAUGAAAUGCGUAACUCGGACAUAUCAAUAAAUGAGCCUAGUUUACUUGAAAAAAAUCAUCGUGAAAGAGCUGUUGAUGUUGAUGGUAUUAUUUCACAGCAUCGUCGUUGGCAUUCUGAAAGCAGAAAUAUAGUCAAAAAGACAUGUAAUCAAGAAGAACGGGUACCAUUAAAGAAAUCAGUGCCGCUGCGUAAUUCGCCAUCACGAAAUGGUGAACUUUCGGAGCGAUGUAAAAGUCAAAUGAUUUUGAAAGAGGAAAAUAAUUUCAUCAAGAAUUGGGCAAAACUUCAAGUAUUGGACGGCAUCAAGAAUUUAUCAUCCUCAUCUCCGAACGUUAAUGAAAUGGCUAUACCAUCUCCAUCUCAUGAAGAUAAUUCUGAACAAGUAGUACAAGAUAUGCAACUUUAUCCAACUGUUCAACAUAAAGAAAAGUAUAAAUGGAAAGAAGCUUUACCAGCAGCAUUUGGACCACAUCAGGUUAUUGGACCGAUUCAACGAUCUUCUCGAACAGUAGCUACUGGUUCUAUGCGGAAGGCAUCUGAUAGUUCUAUACAAUAUGAAAAGAAAAUUCGCGUUGAAAAGAAACAUUCACGAAGGACAAGCACACUUUUCGACUUCUUUCGCAAACCCGAUUUACGGAGCUUUUCGGAUGUUGUCACACCGGUUAAUGAUAAACGAUCGACAAUUGCAGAAGGAUUUGAUGGGACAUUGGAUACUUUCACAAAACCAUUAUUAGACAAAAUACCGAAUACAGUUGGCACAAAUGAUGGCCGUUACUUAGCUGCCCAUUUCAACAAAGAAUCACAAAAAUUUAUUCCAGAAGUGAACAAACCAGAAUGGGCUGACCUGGAUUUAUGGAUUGAAGAACCGGCAACAUGGUCGUCUACUAACUAUUCUCUCAAAUUAAGUAAAAAAGAGCGGAAGAAACAAGAUAUUAUUCAUGAGCUGUAUUUAACUGAGAAACAUCACUGCCAAGUACUGGUAAUUCUUCAGCAAGUAUAUCAAGAAGGACUUCGAAUAAAGGGUAUUAUGGAUGAGGCAAAACAGAGCGAAUUGAUUCCACCCGUGUUGGAUGCAUUACUUGAUUUUCAUCUUAAUUUUCUGCGACAGCUGAACCAGAAAAGAUUAGAAACAGAAGUUGUUAAUUCGAUAGCAAAAAUUAUUUACUCAGAGUUUGAAAAUGGAGAACGAAAUCAGGCUGCAGUAUAUGCUUAUACGGAAUUCUGUUCAAAGUACGAUCAAUGUGGUCGUUUAUAUGACGAAUGGAUGUUAAAAAAUGCUGAGCUUAGGAAAUUUUUUGAUCAAUAUGAACAAGAUUCAACUUAUAAAGGACGAACGUUCAAAAUGUGUUUGCUGCUAAUUGCUCAGAGAUUGACUAAAUAUCCUGUACUAGUUGAAAAAAUUACUGAGAUGGAAAGUGGUGCAGCAAAAGAAGAAAGCGUACGGGCUCAUCAAGCAGUGAAGAAAUUUGCGAUGCAUGUUAAUAAUGAAAUUGCUAAGUUAGAAGUAUGUAGGCGUUGGGAUCGAAUAUGUUCACAAAUGGAUCAUUCAUCAAAAGGUCGAUUUGGACCGAAUGAUUUUUUUACAUAUGAUGAUCUCAUAUUAAAUGGCAAUGAUGAGAAACGACGUGUAAUUUGCAUAGGUGGUGCAGUUUGUCAGAAUUCGCAGAAAAAACAAACUGAAGGAACAGGUAGACUUUUCGUUGAAUGA